GAUUGUGUGAAAGAAACUGUGCACAAUGCACCCGUCAUAACACAAGUUGGACCAGUCCCAACUAUAGUUGGGAUGAUUCUUAAGUUGAGACAGAACCUACACACAAUGCGCAAUGUACAGCCAAUGAGGUGAUCCUACAAUAACAAACCCAAACCCCAUACACCCACUCAUUUCAUAAGCAUAGAACCAGCCAGUGUAAAUACAUGUAAGACCUUAGUGACCUCAACACAACAGUACAAUAUUGAUAUUUAUCAUAAGAAUACCCUGCCUAGUUUGAAUCUGAAAAGCUGACUCAAAGUUAUCCAUGCAUACUACACUUCAUUCACACAACACAAAGACUUAAAUAUAGAAUUUGGUAUUUCCACAUUUCGCAAUGUUCACAGUCAGACUUAUAGCAGUACCAGGUAGGGAGUGUCACUGUGUAAUAGUCCAACGGAUCAUUGCUUGAAUAUACUACUCAUCUAACAGAUUGGAUGCUGUGUUUCUAGCCAUCUUCUUCUGUCAUAACUCAAAUUAUCAUUAAAGCAACUUCCAACAAAAUGGCAUCAAAUAUAACAGCUGAGUCAGUGCUAACAAAGAUAAGUCAGGAUCAUCUUGAAUGUCCAAUUUGCAGUGGACGCUUCAAGCAACCCAAACUACUGGAGUGUUCUCAUUCAUUUUGUCUUGAAUGCCUUCAACAACUCGGACAGAAUAGUCCAAUUACUACAAGGCUUUCAUGUCCAGUGUGUAGACACGAAACUCUGUUAAAUGAAAAUGGCAUUGAUGAUCUCAAAACAAACUUAAUAGCCCUUUCAUUGAUCGAAGCAAUUGAAACACAGGAAACCCAACUGAAACAGCAACAAAGAAAACAAGUACCCAGUCAGGAGUUUGUUUCCAAGUGUAGCAAGCAUACUGGCAAGGAUCUUAUCAUGUAUUGUGAAACAUGCAAGAAACUGAUAUGUACAACUUGCAUUGUUAAAGACCACAGAAUGCACCAUGUAAUAGAACUGAAUGAAGCUUCAGACAAAAGUAAACAACAUGCAACAGAACUUCUAGCAGAAGUUAGGCAGAGUAUCACAACCUUCAACACUGCCAUUCAAGAAAUAGAUACGUCCCGUAAGACAUUAGACUCUAUGUUUGCUGCCACCAAGGAGAAAAUCACCAAGAAGGCUGAUGAGGAGAUUGCCAAGGUGGCUACCAGGAUCAGAGAGGAGAAGCAGAAACUGAUGCAAGAAGCAGAACAGAUUUAUAAAGACAGAGUCAAGAUAAUGCAAACUGCACAAGCUACAAACAGCAAAGAGAAGAACAAAGCAGAGCACAAGCAGGAUGAGGUAAAUCAACUCAUGGAUCAACAGAUCAAGAUUGUACAUCACAUAGAACAACUCUUACAAGACCUCAAAGAAUACAGAGAGAAGAAACCCACAAAAGUACCUGAUGGGUUGAGUUAUAUGGACUUUAAAGAAGACCAGAACUCACUAGGGAGACUGGUGCUGAAAGAUGAGCAACAAGUGGAAUCAGCAACUUCUGCUCAGGCUAGAAAGCCAACAUUUCAAUCCAUGAAACAAGACAAAUGGACAUUAAAAACAGAAAUGAAUAAUUACAAGAACAUUGUGGAGAUUUAUGCAUGGGAUGUUGCUGCAUACUCUAAUAGUGAUAUUGUUGUGUCAGAUUGGAAAACUACCAGGUUGAUUACAAUACCAGCAGAGAGCAACCCUCAAUCCUAUAAUGUUUUAGAAGAACUACCAUUCCUAGGACUUAGAGGAUCAAGCAGAGUGACUGUGAAUAAGAAUGAUGAGCUCAUUGUUCUAGAUAGAGAAGCAGUCAAGAUCUUCAACAGGAAUUAUCAGCCCCUCCAUCAGUUCAAUCCAGGCAGUGAGCCAUCAUGUAUUGCAGUGGAUGACAACAAUCUGAUAGCAGUGGGUUAUCAAGACAAGGCAGAGAUCUCUCUACACAAACCAGAUGGAUCCCUCAUCAGAACACUGUCUGCUCCAGGGAUUGGUGGAUACUUGACUACCCACAAACAGAGACUCAUCUACACCAACUGGUGUGGCGAGUUACUAGCCAUAAACUACAAUGGUGAAAUGGUAUUCUCAGUAGAUAUCGAUCUAUAUGGGAGCCCUCUUGGUGUGUGUUGUGACAAGGAUGGUAGCAUCUAUGUUGCUGUAAGGAGAAAACCAUACUCAUUUUCAGGUGGUAUCCUUCAUUACAGUCCUGAUGGCAAGUACAUUGGAUGUAUCAAUGAUUGUACUGUUCACAAUGGUAUCACAUUCACACCUGCUGGUGAUCUGGUUGUGGCUGCAUUCAAUUCAGUUAAAAUCUAUCAGCAUGAGUAAAGACAUCAACAAACAUUAUGCUGGACCACAAUAACAUUCAAGCUGAAAUAAGCAUUUAACAACAUAAAAAUUUGGAUGUUUUUCAAAAACAUCUUCAAUUUUAUAUUCUCAUAAAUUUCAGAAAGAGUGAUAACAUUUUUUGACAUAUAAUUAUAAUAUUGUUUUUAAGGGGAAACAAAACAUUUCAUUGAACCAUUUCAACCAACCUGAGUAGAUUGCAAAAGCAAAUUCAGUCAACUCACAAAAAAAUGAACAUUUUGGUAGGAAUACAAUCUUUACAUAGUAUGUAAUUGAUUAUUGAUCUCUAGAACAUCAAUCCUUUUAAUGUUGUUAUGUCGAUUCAGUGACUUACCUCCUCCACCUCAACCAUUAGGCAACAUUCACAUCAGAAUUGAAAUAAUUCACUGAAAAUAACAACCUCUUGCUCUGAUUGGUUUAUUCUUUGCAUGACCGAAUGAUACAUUUUUUUCCACUACUUGUAAAAGGAAUGUUCAAGAGAUUAAAUUUUUCCAUAACAAAAUGCAUUCACACAGAGUUGUACACUACACAUUGAUUGUAAAUAACCAUGUUGAACUGCAGAAAGGUGUAGAUCUGUGUACAAAAUGAGGUAUCACUCUGUAACCAUGAGUCAGUUACAAACAAUGUAACUGAGUGACCUAAAUUACGUAGUUAUAAUUAUUAAACAAAAGCAAUGUAUGUAUUAACAAAAUAUAUAUAGUUGGUUUUAUUUGGUCUCAAAUUAUGUAAAAUACAUAUUUGAGGGAACAUUUAUUUGUUUUCUAUUUUUAUUUCACUCCAUCACCAUGCAACAGCAAUUUUACUUCUGGUUUAUGGUAAUGGAGUGACAUAUAUACAAUUACGUAAUUGUUUAAUAAAAGAGAGAGUUUGCAAGCAAUGUGUACAGAUACAGAUAAGAUAAACAAUAUUCUUCCCAGUUAGAUUUGUAAAAGAUCUUGUUCGCAAUCAUAGAUUCAUGUAUCAGGUCUUAGCCAAAGUAUGGUUCAAAAACUAUUUUGUGUUUGCUCUGUUUACAUUGGAGAAUUUAAGUGAGUAGUCUUUUUUAUUUAACUGAUCAUUUUCAGACGCACAUAUAAAACUCUUGUAAAGAAAGUUUCCAGCAAGCGAGUCAAGAAUAAAGAUGCCUUUUUGUUAUGCUGCAUAUCAACAAUAAUUUGCUUGAAUACAAGCAAUACCAGGGAAAAUGUUUUGAAUGCAGGGCAAAUUUACAACUAAAUCAGCAAAACAGUAUCCAUUCUGGACAUACACACAUGUGUAUGAGCUCCAGUAUCUGUUGUCAACAUGCAUAAAAAACACUGAAGCAAAAUUUACGCAUCACAUGAACACAUAAAGUGUUGACAUAUCAGUAUCUGAAGCAUUGCUAAACAACUCAAAUGUUAUUUGUUUAAAGGGAAGGUGCACAUUUGGUAAAUGUCAAAGACCAGUCUUCGCACUUGGUGUAUCCCGUCAUAA
This is a messenger RNA of Asterias rubens (European starfish), 3782 nucleotides long. RefSeq names its product E3 ubiquitin-protein ligase TRIM31-like. Gene Ontology annotation, biological process: positive regulation of DNA-templated transcription. Lineage: Eukaryota; Metazoa; Echinodermata; Asteroidea; Forcipulatida; Asteriidae. The record is from RefSeq and is a predicted model, not a curated record. Gene Ontology annotation, cellular component: nucleoplasm; chromatin. Bases 540 to 2312 code for a protein of 590 amino acids. The transcript is spliced from 2 exons. Gene Ontology annotation, molecular function: ubiquitin-protein transferase activity; zinc ion binding.